Messenger RNA from Drosophila guanche, 563 nucleotides. RefSeq lists its product as uncharacterized. The coding region runs from base 70 to 555 and encodes 161 amino acids. NCBI's taxonomy places the organism in Eukaryota, Metazoa, Arthropoda, Insecta, Diptera, Drosophilidae. The transcript is spliced from 5 exons. The record is from RefSeq and is a predicted model, not a curated record.
UCAGCUAAGGAUUCGUAGCAAACUGUGUCAAACAACUAUUAUUUAAAAUAGAAAUUAAAGUUGCUGGAAAUGUGCUCGGCGAGUCAGUUUUUCCAGGCAAAAACAUUUUUCCGCUGUCUAUCAUUACGAACCGCUUGCAUUGUCAUAGCGCUCUUCUCUGAUCUUUUGGGAACCGAGUCUCUCGCGUUUUUCUUUGGGUUACUAAUUAACGGCUCCAACAAUAAUACGAUUGAAGAAAUUUUAGAUGUAUUUUGGGGAGUGCUACAUUUUGUGGCUGCUAAUUGUUUGUCAUUGUCUCUUCUCAUGAAAUCCGCAACUCCCAUUCUGGUCUAUAUUGUGACUGAAGCUUUGUUUUUGGCAUUUACAAUCAUCUAUGUCCCCCUGAGCACUGCAAUGGGUAGCAAUAGGCAAGUAACUAGGCAUCCUGAACACUGUGUUCUGUACUGGAUUUUCGUAUGCAUGACAGUGGUUUUAUUACCCUAUUUCCUAUACAUAACAAUUUCUGUUUAUUUGGAUAAAAGACAAAGGCUCAGGGAAAAUCCUCAGCCGGAUUAAAAAUAAAU